AUUAAAUAAUGUAUUCAAUUACAGCUCGUUUUAAUUAGAUCGUGUUCUUCACAUCAUGGACAUUAGGUACGUUACUAAUUCUAGAUAAGUCAUUCUAUCAUUGCUGAAUUAGGGCACAGCAUAUUUUUUUAAAACUGGAAAGCCAACAGUAGAUCUAAAGAUCUUAAGUGCAGAUAAAUUGUAUUGCAGAUAAAAUGAUUAUUUUGUUUAGUCAACAUUACAAGGCCACUUAUUAUAAUGGAGGUGUAACUGAUUGGGAUUAGGUGACAUUUAAAUUCUCCUUGGAGGCAGGUUUUUAAUACACGUAUAAUAUUUAGAUUUUGAGCCUGUAUACAAUUGGAAUUUAAAGUAAUUGUUUUUGUAUGUGAAUGUCCAUCAUGAGCAUUAAUAGAAAGGAGUAUACUUAUUUUAUCGAAGUAUUAGUAUGAAUCAGAUUGUGUGAUAUAUGAUAAAAUCAUUUCUAGACCAGAUGACCCCAGCAGUUGGAGUACUUCAUCAAAGGUAAUUCUAUUAGUCAUUUUAGCUUGUUCUGAAAAAUUAAAGAGCCGAAUAUCCACUCAAAGAUAUUCAUAAAUAGCUGCGUAAUGCUACAGUGAAUUUUGAAGUAUGGAUAGAAGUGAUGCCUUAUGUGGGUUACAUAAGGAGAGAGAAACUGGGUGAUUUCGAAUAUAAAAUGCCAUAAUAGUAUAAUUGAGAUAUGUAAUUUAUAUUUUUAACAAUCACAUUUUUU
Paramecium octaurelia is the source of this 730-nucleotide messenger RNA. Lineage: Eukaryota; Ciliophora; Oligohymenophorea; Peniculida; Parameciidae. The record is from the annotation of a GenBank genome assembly.